AUCACAAGACUAGGGCUGGCUCUGCCCCUCCUCAAAGCACUCAGCCCAGGCAACUGCCUUAUUCAGAUCUCUGCACAUUCUACACCGAUGGAGGCUCCGAUGAGGGUAGUUGUGCUGUGCAUCCUGGCCCUGGGGGUCCUGGCAUCAGCGCAGGCGGAUGACCAACCUCAAGUGGAAACACGGUACGGCAAACUGCGGGGGAAGACCACGUCUGCAAAGGGAACAGACAGGACUGUCCACACCUUCUAUGGAGUCCCCUUCGCCAAACCUCCAGUUGGUUCAUUGAGAUUUGCCGCCCCAGAACCCCCCACAGCAUGGAGCUCAGUGAGGGAGGCCUCAGACUAUGCUCCAAUAUGUCUGCAGAAUGUUGACAUGAUGGAGAUGAUGGCAAAGACGUUUAAAGCAAAGCUCAUCAUACCUCCAACGUCUGAGGACUGCCUAUAUCUGGACAUCUUCACCCCAGCAGAUCGAGUGAAGGAGAAGAUGCUGCCUGUCAUGGUGUUCAUACACGGAGGAGCUCUGAUAAUGGGGGGAUCCAUGAUGUUUGAGGGUUCUGUAUUAAGCGCCUAUGAAAACGUUGUAGUUGUAUCCAUCCAGUACCGGCUGGGGCUGCUCGGCUUCAUGAGCACUGGAGAUGAUAAAGCUCCUGGGAACUAUGGCUUCUUGGACCAGGUUCAAGCUCUUCGGUGGGUUCAGGAGAACAUUGCAGAUUUCGGAGGUGACCCCAACUCUGUGACUAUAUUUGGGGAGUCUGCGGGGGGACUCAGCGUCUCUGCACUGGUGGCGUCUCCCUUGGCAAAGGGCUUAUUCCACAGAGCUAUUGCCGAGAGUGGGGUAGCCAUAAUGCCGGGUUUGGUGGCCACGUCUACUGAAGAAGUUGUGUUCAUCAGAAAUAUUGUGGCCAAUAUGUCGGGCUGCGGUGUGGACACACUGUUGGACUGUCUGAAGGUGAAGUCUGAGGAGGAGAUCCUGUCUAUCGGAGCUUCUAUGCACUUCAUGCCUCUGCCUGCGAGCAUCGAUGGGGCGUUCUUCCCUAAACCUGUGGAACAGAUUCUGGCUGAUAAAGAGGUGAACCCUGUGCCAUUUAUGACUGGAGUCAAUAACCAGGAGUUUGGAUGGAACGCGCUGUCGUCUAUGAACAUCACAGGAAUAAGAGAAGGAAUAGAGCGAGAAAUGGUGCCCGAAAUCCUGAAGAGCUUCCCAAUUAUGGGCAUAUUCUCUGGCGCCAUCAGUCUCCUGCUAGACGAGUAUGUCGGAAAUGAGACUGACCCUGCUGAAAUCCGGAACCGCUUCGUAGAUCUGGUCGGAGACCUCGUCUUUGUCAUCCCGGCGCUGAGAGCGGCAAAAUAUCACAGAGAUUCUGGCCAUCCCACCUACUUCUACGAGUUCCAGCACCGUCCAUCUUUUUUUGCAGACUCUAAGCCGGAUUUUGUGAAGGCCGAACACGGGGAAGAGCUGUUCUUUAUGAUGGGAGGUCCAUUUUUGAAGGGCGACAUUUUGUUCACAGAAGCCUUCACAAAGGAAGAGGAGGAUCUGAGCAGGACCUUCAUGAGAUACUGGGCCAACUUUGCCCGCACUGGUGAUCCCAAUGGGCCGGGCCUGGUCCACUGGCCACAGUACGACCACGAUGAAGACUUCCUGGAGAUUGACCUGGAGCAGAAAGCUUCCAAGCAACUGAAGGCUGCAAAGUACGAAUUCUGGACCAAAGACCUUCCUCAAAAGAUGGUGGAGGAAAAGGCAGAGCGCACAGAGCUGUAAACGUCUCCAAAGACCACAUCCGGGAGGAAGGACUGUGCCCUGAUAUGUCCCCACAAACCACGGGUGCGGCAGUAAGGGGGUCACCCCUCACCUCCAAUGUUUAUUUUCUAAGAGAACAACCAUUUGGGCAGAAGUCCACGAUGAGGACACUGACUCCUAUACCAAAGCCAGCUGUAAGACCGCCCUGCUGACAGAUCUUACGUGUCAGCCACAUGCGCCCCCACAGAGGGUACAGAGCACCUUCUGAACCCCAAUAUAUAGAAUGAAUGGACGUUACUUAUACUAACUCACAACAGUCAGCAAGCUGGCAAACAGAAAUCUCCUAACAACUUGGCUGAAUUCCUGUAAUGCAGGGGGGCACAGAGCCAGCUGAAAAGAUCACACUGAACCAGAAGGGAAUGCAGUGAGAUUUCAGCUCUGAGGCUCCAGAUUAGAGGGUGCAGCUCUGGAGUAUAAUUGCUGGGGUUAUUGUACAUUACUCUCUAUAAAUUGUGUAAUGUGGAGAGCAGGGACGCUGCUGUUCUGCACAGCUAGAUCUGUCUAUGCUGGGAGUUGUAGUCUCACAGCAGCCGACCACCAUUGUACCAGCGACUGAUCUUCUGAUUUGCCAUUAAAUUAAGGUCCGUAUUUUCC
Molecule: messenger RNA, 2391 nt
Organism: Bufo bufo (common toad)
Lineage: Eukaryota; Metazoa; Chordata; Amphibia; Anura; Bufonidae
Product: fatty acyl-CoA hydrolase precursor, medium chain-like
Exons: 13
Coding region: 88-1758 (556 amino acids)
Source: RefSeq, a predicted model, not a curated record